Echinops telfairi (small Madagascar hedgehog) is the source of this 1748-nucleotide messenger RNA. RefSeq names its product potassium inwardly rectifying channel subfamily J member 10 (gene KCNJ10). Gene Ontology annotation, cellular component: plasma membrane. Gene Ontology annotation, molecular function: inward rectifier potassium channel activity. Gene Ontology annotation, biological process: potassium ion import across plasma membrane; regulation of monoatomic ion transmembrane transport. The record is from RefSeq and is a predicted model, not a curated record. NCBI's taxonomy places the organism in Eukaryota, Metazoa, Chordata, Mammalia, Afrosoricida, Tenrecidae. The transcript is spliced from 2 exons. Bases 100 to 1239 code for a protein of 379 amino acids.
GCACAGCUCCUCUCCUUCGUCCUGCCCGCCCCGUCCGUCUGUCUGUCGGUCCCGCUGCCCCGCGGCCCAUCCGAGGGGCCACCCCACCCCGGACCUAAGAUGACGUCCGUAACCAAGGUGUACUACAGUCAGACCACGCAGACAGAAAGCCGGCCCCUGGUGGGCCCCGGGAUCCGGCGGCGGAGGGUCCUGACGAAGGAUGGCCGCAGCAAUGUGAGGAUGGAGCACAUCGCUGACAAACGGUUCCUCUACCUCAAAGACCUGUGGACCACCUUCAUUGACAUGCAGUGGCGCUACAAGCUUCUGCUCUUCUCGGCCACCUUUGCGGGCACCUGGUUCCUCUUCGGUGUCGUGUGGUACCUGGUAGCCGUGGUCCACGGAGACCUGCUGGAGCUGGGCCCCCCGGCCAACCAUACCCCCUGUGUGGUGCAGGUGCACACGCUCACGGGAGCCUUCCUCUUCUCCCUGGAAUCCCAGACCACCAUCGGCUACGGCUUCCGCUACAUCAGCGAGGAGUGCCCUCUGGCAAUUGUGCUUCUCAUUGCCCAGUUGGUGCUCACCACCAUCCUGGAGAUCUUCAUCACGGGCACCUUCCUGGCCAAGAUUGCCCGGCCCAAGAAGCGGGCUGAGACCAUCCGGUUCAGCCAGCAUGCGGUCGUGGCUGCUCACGAUGGGAAGCCUUGCCUCAUGAUCCGAGUGGCCAACAUGCGGAAGAGCCUCCUCAUCGGCUGCCAGGUGACGGGCAAGCUGCUUCAGACCCACCAGACCCAGGAAGGUGAGAACAUCCGGCUCAACCAGGUCAAUGUCACCUUCCAGGUGGACACGUCCUGUGACAGCCCCUUCCUCAUCCUCCCCCUGACCUUCUACCACGUGGUCGACGAGCACAGUCCCUUGAAAGAUCUCCCUCUGCGCACUGGCGAAGGGGACUUCGAGCUGGUGCUGAUCUUAAGCGGGACAGUGGAGUCCACCAGUGCUACCUGCCAGGUGCGCACGUCCUACCUGCCAGAGGAAAUCCUCUGGGGCUACGAGUUCACACCGGCCAUUUCACUGUCAGCCAGCGGCAAAUACGUAGCUGACUUCAGCCUGUUUGACCAAGUGGUCAAAGUGUCCCCUCCAAGUGCCCUCUGUGACAGCAGCGUGCGCUACGGAGACCCAGAGAAGCUCAAACUGGAGGAGUCCUUACGGGAGCAGGCUGAGAAGGAGGGCAGUGCCCUGAGUGUGCGCAUCAGCAACGUCUGAUGCUGGCGUCCCGCCUCCCCACCCCUCUGGACUCUUCUCCUCUCUCUUUCGGCUCUGGGUGAGGAAUUCUACCCAGGCUGACUGGAGAGCCCAGAAGCACCCGUCUUCCACUCCCUUUUCUUUAACCCCAGUGGCCUACAGGUAGCCUAGGUCAAUUGGGGUCCCAGUUUUCCUCCCAUUAUCCUCUUUCGCACCCCCCACCCCAACACAUGCACCUUCCUUAGCCAGGAUGGGGGAGGCAGAGGGAGGGUCAGGCUGACGUGGCUCGGAAGGCCUCAGCCACGCUUGGAGACUCACAUCAGGAAGGCCGUGCAGUUGGCUGGCGAGAGUCCCCGGUCACCAUCGGAAAGUUUGGUGACUUGAGCCUGGAGCCCCCUCCCUUUCUACUCCCCUAGCAAAUUCUCUCAGGCAAGACUCUGCCCCAUGGCUAUUUUGGGGUCUGCGCUGAGAAACAGAGAUAUCUGGAAUCCUUUUACUCUGGAGUCUCUAGAAACCCAUGCUGAAAGGAG